UUCCCUGUAAAACUGGGUUGACUGGGUGAAGGCCUUUCCAAAUCCAAUAAUCUGGCACCAGUUUUGUCACAAAGACUUCUACAGGCAAUAUUUAUUAUUAAAUGGUGUAAAUCUGUUCCGUUGCCAUGACCUUGAAGUUCCUCUCACAGGUGAGGUAGAAUUAAUGCAGUUUUGCAUGUGGGAGCUCUGUAAGGUGACAUCAGUAUUUUUAUCACACAGCUCCAUGCAUUGGGUACUGUUUUUGUUGAAAAUAUGACCUAGACGGCCUUUCAGUGCUCACCAGUCAAGCUUGAAUUUUCACAGUCUAGAGGUCUGUACGGUCACAGCGGUAUUUUCAUCACACUGUUCCAUGCAUUUAGUAAACACUUUGGGAAAAUAGGACUCGAUGGCCUUUCGGUCUUCGCUACUCAGAAUCACAUGUUUAAAUUGGCGAACAUGCAUGGACGCACGCUUAACCUGUCUGCAAUGGAGUAAAUAGUAACCUCUAGUGCUGGACAAAGUAUAUAAAUGUAGUAGGCUCCCUCUGGGGCUUAUUAUGGCCAUGUAUAAAGUCUCAGACGAAAAGCUUAUCAGUUUAUCAAAGGCGUUUACGUGAUAAUCAGAUUGUCAUGUCAUUUGUCAACAUAGCUGUGUCUGUUAGCCUCUAUCCCUGUCUAUCAGAUUGGCAUGCCAUCUUUUUUAGCAUAGCUGUGUCUGUCAGCCUGUAAAGCAAUUCAUCCAUCAGCCUAUAUCUGCAUCCAACAGAUUGGCAUGCCGUCUGUUAGCAAUGGCCGUGUGUCAGCCUGUAAAGCAAUUCAUCUGUCAGCCUAUAUCUCUUUCCGUCCGUUGGCAUAUCAUAUGUCAGCGUGGAUGUGUGUGAGUCAGCCUGUAAAGCAAUUCAUCCGUUGGCCUGUAUCUCUUUCCGUCCGUUGGCAUGUCAUAUGUCAGCAUGGAUCCGUGUGUGUCAGCCUGAAAUAUGGCCGAUAGUCCAGCAUACAGAUAUGUGCCAUCAAUCUGCAGAGAUUACAACACAAAAACCUGUACCCGCAAGGAUUGUACGAGGCCACAUUUGUGCUAUAAAUAUUUCCAUCCCAGCAGUUACUGUAAGAGUGGAAAAGAAUGCGACUAUAGCCAUAACAUCUUUAACCCCCAAGCUAAAAUGUGCUUACAAAAGGCAGGCUUUAACACAAAAGCUAAGCCUGGAGAUGUAAAAAAUGAGUAUGUCGCAGCCCUGAAGAUAAAAGAAUCAACAUCAGCCACAGAGGGUAAGAAAAUGUUCAAGAAUCCCAAUGUCCUGACAUUCUCCCCUCACAAUCAGUGGGGAAGACCACCAAGUCCGAUGGUUCCUCAGCUCUGUCAUAAUUACAACCAUGGCCUGUGUAACAACCAAGCUACAUGCCAUCUGCUUCACAUGUGCCAGGGAUAUGUGGAAGGCAAUUGUCCAAAAAGCCACCAGACCUGUGACUUUUCCCAUGACAUAUUUGAUCCUAUGGUCAAGGCAAGGCUGAAAGACUGUGGCAUGAAUGUUGACCAAAAACCUAAGAACGUGUUGAUGGAAUAUCGCAGACUACUGAGGGUGCCAACCAGGCCAGAAAGAGGACUUGAAGCCCAGAUAAGGGCUCUGUCCGCCAUGGAUGUGAGAGGUCCAAAAAAGCCCCUUUCAAAGCAACAUCGUCGACCACAGUCACAGGAACGUGACAAGCCCUCAAAUCCAAGGCAUGGCAGCUGGAGCAAGGUGGCAACUGAUUCAGAUAAUAGUGAUUCAUCUGUUUAUGAUGAAGGGCCUGAGGAGGAAUCUAAAGAAGCAAAAGUGCAAAAGAAAAAAAGAGGUAAACGAGGUCAGGGGAAAAAAAAGAAAGAGAAACAAGCUAGCAGUGGUGAAGCUGUUUCAGGAGAGGCUAUAGGAACAAGCAAACAGAAAGGCUCAUCAGCAAAAACUGCUUCCAAGGAAAGCCUGAGUCAACAGAAAUCUACUGCUAAGGUGGUGAAAAGAAGCCUACAUAUAAGCAUUUUCGAUGAGGCUGAUAUCUGCCUGUAUUUUCUCUCUGGAAAAUGUGCCUAUGGUGAAAGCUGUAAAAAUCACCACCAACUCUUACCCUAUGUAUGGCAGUACAGAACCCUCCAGCAAGGUAUGAAAUGGAACUUCUUCAGCAGGGAUAAUGUGCAGCUGUUGGAGCAGAGCUAUUGCAAUGUCAAGACUGAAGCUUGUUCUGUGAUUGUGGAAGGUCAGAUGUUUUCUGUAGACUUCAACACGAUGAACAUGAUUGCCAGAACUAGCGAUAUGAGUAUUCCUGUUCGUCGACUCUCCACAGACUCGUAUGUAAAUGAGAAUAAAGAUCAGCUGUUUGCCACGAAGUGGACGUGGUACUGGGAGAGUGAUGAAGGCUGGAUGCCAUGUGGUCAGAAGAAUAUACAUCAGAAUAAUCAAGUGAAGGAUGUGCAAACCAAGCUGGAGGAGGCUUAUCAGACAAAACCAACUGCAGAAUUGUCCAUCAAGAUCAGUGGCUUUCGUUACAUCGUUGAUUUCUCUAAUAUGAAACAGAAGAAUGUGCAGUCAAGCACGGAGAGGCGCUUACGACGACGUCCAACUUUUGUUUCCCCAGAAGAAGUAGAGAAUGCAGCCAGGCUGCAGGAAUUGGCUGCACAAAAGUUCAAGAGGGACUCGUCAGAAUCUGUGACCCUCCCCCGUGAGUGGAAACCUAUGGGUUUGAGCGAGGACAUGAAAACUGUGGACAUCCCACCCACGUCGCGUGACUAUGCCACCAUAAGGGAUAUAUUUCUGAUGUCCAUGCCAAACACCUCCAUCAUCCUGAUUAAGAGAGUACAGAACCGCUCUCUCUGGUUCAUGUUCCAGAUGAAAGCUGAUAAGCUCAAGCGUGAAUAUGGCCCUGGACUAACAAUUGAGAGAAGAUUAUUCCAUGGCACCAGCCCUGAAGCUGUCGACCCAAUCUGCGAACAAAACUUUGACUGGAGGCUGUAUGGCUCAGCUGUUGGGGCGCGUUAUGGAAAGGGAGCUUACUUCGCUGUGCAAGCCAGCAAAGCAGAUGGGUAUGUAAAGCCAGAUGAAGUUGGCCUCCGCUUCAUGUUUUAUGCACGAGUUCUGGUUGGUAAGACGACAAAGGGAGAUAAGAUGAUGAGACGCCCACCCAAGGUGGAUGAAGAGAACCCCAAUAAACUUUUCGACUCCUGCACUGAUGAUCCACAGAAUCCCAGCCUCUACGUACUGUUUGACAAGGAUCAGUACUACCCAGAGUUUAUUAUCUGCUACAAGGCCAGUGAAGGGUGAUGCAUGUGCCUGUGAAGUGUGCCCAGAUUGUGCAUGUACAUCUGGAAAACGCCCAGGCCAGUGAAGGAGUACUGGUGUAUCUGUAUAUUGGAAAGUCAUGUAACAUUUUAAGCAAACUUAUUAUAUACAGUAAACAAAGUAAUUCAACCCAAUCCUUAAAAAAAAAUUGUGAAAAGCCGACAGUUUUUAUUUGUAUUGGUCAUUAUUUGGCAAGAAAUGUUCUUUUCAUAGAUUUCCAUUACAGUAGUUCAUUUGUUUUGUCACGGAAACUUAUGAAAUGAUGGCUGUCCAUCUGUCUUUUAGUUCGGCACCUGUUACAUCUGUGUGCAACUAAAUGUACAUGUACACUUACCAACAAAAAGUUGUGAAAUUUGCUUUAUAAGUAUUAAAGCAGAUACAUCCUACCCGCAUGAGUCGUUUGCCUUUGCACAACAUUUUUGUGUUAGUUUAAUGCAAUUUCUGAACUCUGAUGAAUGCUUACCUAGUAUCUUCAUGUUGACACAAACUUAGUUUUAACGUUAAUUUACAUAUUUUAAGCUUCAGGAAUUUUAUAGUACCACAAAACUACCAACAAACCUCACACAGUUCACAGUAAAGCUUUUUCUUAUUUAAUCUUCUCUAUAUUUUCAAACAAGAACACAGUUAAAGUCUGAAAAAUCAAAGUGCAGAAACAUUUCAUGCUAAUAUCCAAUAUCUGCCAAUCAGAAUCAUGGCAGUGUGUAGUGUGCUGAUGUUAUGCAGGAUCUAACCAUAAUAGUGCUUUUUGUGGACAAGGUUGGGGCCAGCUGCUUUGAGAGAUGACUUUCACUGUUAUUGGUACGUUGCCCUACUUAUUGAUUUUUUAUCUGUGUGUGACAGUGAAACAUAGGUAAAAUUUCCAGUUUGUCUGAACACCAUCUUCAUGUUUGUGCAACCCACUUCAGGUUGAAAGUUUGGUCCUAGUUUAUGCAUUGGCAAGGAUUAUAUCAUAUGACCUUUAGAAUUUCAUCGUGGACCUCCGUGGCUCAGUUGGUUAGCAUGCUAGUGCAGCGUAAUGACCCAGGAGUCUCUCACCAAUGCGAUCACUGGGAGUUCAAGACCAGCUCAUGCUGGCUUCCUCUCCGGCCAAACGUGGGAAGGUCUGCCAGCAACCUACGGAUGAUCAUGGGUUUCCCUCGGGCUCUGCCCGGUUUCCACCCACCAUAAUGCUGGUCGCCAUUGUAUAAGCGAAAUAUUCUUGAUUACGACGUAAAACAACAAUCAAAUAAAUAAAUAAUAAAUAAAUAGAAUUUCAUCCACUGAAAAAGACGAAGGCCCCUAAUAUUUGAGAAGGCCCAUUUCAGAAUUAUCUCAUAGAAAAGCCUUGUGCACGGAUUUUUUCACAUUGAGAUACCUAAACCUGGUUAGGACAACUUCUCUGUGACUGAAUGAUGACAUGAUGAGUUGCUAGUGGCUCUCAUUUACAGCGGUAAGGUUCAAGGAAUGACAUGUACUGUCUAGGGUAUUGUAUUAAGUCGCCAGAGUUGUGUGCACAGUGCCCGAAAGUUGACAGAUGUGCCCAGAACUUUAUGGUGUCUUAGCGCUCAAACCCUGGUGCACGUCCCCAUAACUUUGUGGUAUUUUAGCACCCAAAUUCUGGUGCAUUUCCCAAGAUCCUUAAUUGAGUGGCCGCUAUAGAAGUAACACUCCCACUAGUGUAUUGUAUUACGUGCAUUCCUAAUGUGGUAAUCCAUUGUGUCUCUGAUGAAACAAGUUAACAUUGGCGUUGCCGCUUACUGUGAAUCAUUGAGAUUUUUGGUGUGUUUUCCGUUAUUCCGACCACAAGCACACAUUUGACGUCAAAGAUAGAAAAAUUGAUGAACCACAAACCUUGUGGUGUCUUAGCACACAAAGCCUGGUGCAUGUACUUAGGACCUUGUGAUGCCUUAGCACCCAAAACCUGUUGCAUGGCCUUAGGACCUUGUGACGUCUUAGCACCCAAAACCUGGUUCAUGUACUUAGGACCUUGUGCAUCCAUCACUUUGUAUCCACGCCUACAUAAGCUAAAUUGAAAUACGUUUGUAGAAAUGGUGCCGAUAUUUACCUUUUUAAAUAGUGCUAAUUUUGACCUUUAAGUAGUGCUGAUUUUCAUUUUUAAAUAUCACAGAAUUUUCUUUUGAGUGGGGUUGAUUUUCAUUUUUAUAUGAUUUUUUUAUAUGUGAUAUUUUAUGUUGAUUUUAAAUAGUGCUGACAUGUAUGUACUUUCAUAGAAUAUUUACUCUGGUUUGAAGUUUGUUUCUGAUGAAAAGUAUAUUUGUUUGCUUUGCCAUUUAAUGGUAAAUAAAGUUCCAUUAAUACC
Liolophura sinensis is the source of this 5582-nucleotide messenger RNA. RefSeq names its product protein mono-ADP-ribosyltransferase PARP12-like. Gene Ontology annotation, cellular component: nucleus. The transcript has 6 exons. Bases 956 to 3265 code for a protein of 769 amino acids. Gene Ontology annotation, molecular function: zinc ion binding; NAD+ poly-ADP-ribosyltransferase activity. The record is from RefSeq and is a predicted model, not a curated record. Lineage: Eukaryota; Metazoa; Mollusca; Polyplacophora; Chitonida; Chitonidae.